CACCGCCGUGCAUGGAAGUGGUCAGGGGGAGCGAGCAGCGUUUUACCAGCAGCGAGACUCCGAGAGCGCGCGCGGCGCUGCCAGCAUGGCUCACUCCGACAGCUGCCACUGCGGCGGUCAGAGACCGCACAGCAGCAUCCUCUACAGCAUCCUGAAGAGCGACGGCCAGGCCGCGCUGCACGCGCCCCGCAACCCGCGCCUGGCCGUGUCCAUGCACGCGUGCGCAUGCGGAGCCAAGAAGCAGGUGGCUCUGCGCUCGCCGCACACCACGUGCAAAGCGGCGUCCGCCGUGCUUGUGAAGACGCUGAAGUUCGUGAAGAACGUGCCAUGCUUCCGCGAGCUGCCCAUCGACGAUCAGCACGCGCUGGUGCGCAGCAGCUGGGCGCCGCUGCUCGUGCUCGGCAUGGCGCAGGACAGGAUCGAUUUCGAGACGGCGGAGACGGCGGAGCCCAGCAUGCUGCAGCGCAUCCUCACCAGCGGCCAGCAGGGCGAGCAGGAGAGCGCGCGCGCCCGCGGACACACCGGCGUGGCGCUCGCGGACGUUCAGGCCAUUAAAAUGUUCCUCAGCAAGUGCUGGGGACUGGACAUCAGCACCAAGGAGUACGCAUACCUGAAAGGGGCCAUCCUGUUUAACCCAGACGUGGCGGGCCUGCAGUGCCACCGCUACAUCCAGGGGCUGCAGAGCGAGGCGCACCAGGCGCUGAACGAAUACGUCAAGAUGAUACACGGAGGAGACACGGCGAGGUUCGCCAAGCUCUUCAUCGCGCUCUCCAUGCUGCGCUCCAUCAACGCUAACGUGGUGGCGGGGCUUUUCUUCACCCCCGUCAUCGGCACCGUGAACAUGGAGGAACUGCUGCUCGACAUGUUUUACGGGAAGUAGAAGUUUUUUUCUGCACUCACUCUUUAAACGGACUGAGUCGAGCCGGCGAGCGCUCGUUCAGUGAGACUGCGGGAAAAUCCGGCAGUGCGCAUGCGCUCCCCACAAGAACUUAUUACUUUUUACACACGCUAUUUUUGUACUAUAACACUUGGACUGUGUUUUUCUCUUUGCCUUCUGAGUUGAAUUCAUUGCUGAAUCCAAAGUCUGACAUUUUUCCCUUUUGGGGAAAAAGCUUUAGAGUUUUUUUUUUUUUUUUAUAUUGUUUGUUUUAAUUCAGUUAUUUAGCUUUCCUGUGUGUUCCUGCAUUGUACAGCCCUCUGAUGAAAUAGGCUAUUUAUUGUAGUAUAUUUGGAUAAUUACAAACUCUUGUAGGCCUAUGUUUUUAUUGUUAUCUUAUAUGCCUUGACCGCACUGAAAAUAAUAAAAUAAUAAUAGGCUAAGGAUGCACAGUUUUUUGCCUUCUGAAAAUGCCAAGCUUAACACUCAAACAAACAAAAUAAAAGGAAAACAAACGUCUCCUGCCACAAGAGGGUAGUGUUAGCCCACAAACCUCCAGACAUGGUGGAUUCCAAAACAACUAAUGGUGAGGUGCUUCAAAACAAAUCAGCAUUAACAAACUCCCUUGACCAGUGUCUUGAACAAGGCCAUGGUGUGUAAAAUAGUGUUCUGCAUCUUUGUGAUGGGGUCUGACAUGCUCUUGUGGUGCAGGGCAGGACACCAUAUGCUGGACUCCAGGAACAUUAGUCAUGGAAUUGUUAAGCAGCAGGUCAGGCUGUGCCUUUGAGCAGGGGAGCAAGACAUGGCACCUUGACUGUUUGAGACGGGCAGGAACGCAUGGCUAGCCAUGUGGAGAGGGCAGUCAAUGGAUGCAUCUGCUUACACGAGGUGUCUGUCGAGGACAGUGGGUGAAUGUGUGGGAACGUUAAAGUGCUCAUAUUAUGUAACGGAAUAAAAGCGUUUAAUGUAAUAUGGAAACACUAAAGUUUCAAAAUGUCUACUUCACAUGAUCCAUACAGUAGAGAAGCUGCAAAAACAGUCCAUUUAGUUUAGCUCCAACCAGUCACAGUGAAGAUAUAAGGAGUGUUUCAGCCUUGGCUGCUUUUUAAUUGAGACACAGGACAGCCAACCAGAAAAGAGAUCAUGUGUGUAUACCAGUCUUCAAAGUACAGUAAUAAAAACAGCCUGAUUCAUUAUAAAAUAGAUGAUAAAACCAGAUUGGAACUUUUCUCAUGUGAAAAUGAAUUAACGACUAUUUUUUAUACAUAAAACCACACAAAUGUCAUAAGUGAGCCUCAGAGAAAGAAAGUAAAGUUCAAGACGGCUAUGGGCCCUUUAAUAGACCAAAUAUAAUAAACAUAUUGGCUGGAGAUAAUGCAUUUACCAAAACUUAUAUACUGCAAAGAGUUAAAGGAAUACUCCAGCAUUUUUAACCUAAUCUCUGCUGCAGCAGCAUCAGUAUCAUAUCAUAAUUUUAUAUAGACAAUCAUUUUCAAUUCUCCCAUUGAGCUUAAUAAUAAACAUGUUUCAAGACAAAAUGUUUUCUAUUCCUUUCUGAUCUCCAGGGAGACACAUUUAUGGCAAUCGAUAAUAUGCUACACAUGCAGCAGAUAGAGAGAAAAUGCUGUAGUAUUUCUUUAAAGCAACUGCCCAUAGGCUGCUAUUAUAAAUGUGUUUCAAGUCCAUGUUCUCUGUUCUUUUCUGCCUAGAGAGAAAGGCAUUGAAAAUACUGUCUGGAGCAAUCAACGGUGCAAAUGCACCAGAAAGAGAUUAGGUUAACAAAUCCAGGAAUGUUUCUUUAAGUAACACCAAAAACCUGCACUAAGCACCUGUGCUUAAUGAAAAUCUUCUAAUGUCAUUUCCUCUCAGUGAGCUUUCAUGUCUCACUUUCAAUGCUUUUGUAGUCAAAAUACCUGCAUUCACCAUUAAAUUUGUGAAAAGAUGCACAGACCCUGGUCAGAAUAAAGAGCUCUGAGCUAA
This is a messenger RNA of Pygocentrus nattereri (red-bellied piranha), 2857 nucleotides long. RefSeq names its product nuclear receptor subfamily 0, group B, member 1 (gene nr0b1). Bases 86 to 880 code for a protein of 264 amino acids. Gene Ontology annotation, biological process: negative regulation of transcription by RNA polymerase II. The transcript is spliced from 2 exons. The record is from RefSeq and is a predicted model, not a curated record. Gene Ontology annotation, cellular component: cytoplasm; nucleus. NCBI's taxonomy places the organism in Eukaryota, Metazoa, Chordata, Actinopteri, Characiformes, Serrasalmidae. Gene Ontology annotation, molecular function: transcription corepressor activity; transcription factor binding.